AUGGACCUUCAUUCAUGCUGUCACGACAGCUUUGAAAUAACACAAAGAGACACAGUUGCAAAAGCUCUUUGUUGCUCACUGCGCAUGAUGUACGAUGCAGGCACAGUCUGCUCACGAGAGCCUCAUGUGGGGACUUCGAGAAUGUUCUCAAUCAACGUCUUACUAUGCCAUGAUACAUCAUCACGUAGCCACACUGAAAUCAUCCACUAG
Messenger RNA from Pochonia chlamydosporia 170, 210 nucleotides. RefSeq lists its product as hypothetical. NCBI's taxonomy places the organism in Eukaryota, Fungi, Ascomycota, Sordariomycetes, Hypocreales, Clavicipitaceae. Bases 1 to 210 code for a protein of 69 amino acids. The transcript has a single exon. The record is from RefSeq and is a predicted model, not a curated record.